This is a messenger RNA of Rhinocladiella mackenziei CBS 650.93, 1740 nucleotides long. RefSeq lists its product as uncharacterized. The transcript has a single exon. Bases 1 to 1740 code for a protein of 579 amino acids. The record is from RefSeq and is a predicted model, not a curated record. Lineage: Eukaryota; Fungi; Ascomycota; Eurotiomycetes; Chaetothyriales; Herpotrichiellaceae. Gene Ontology annotation, biological process: fatty acid metabolic process. Gene Ontology annotation, molecular function: medium-chain fatty acid-CoA ligase activity.
AUGGUAAGAGGAACCAGCCCCCAAGACUUUUAUCAAUGUCCAAGUAUCCUCCAUGGGCCGACAGAUACUCCAUUGCUCUCAAUGACCCUGAGCAGCUUCCUGGAUUUACAAUGUACUCGAUAUGGCGACCGAGAGUGCCUGGUAUUUCCCUGGACGGGCACGAGAUGGACGUACAAUGACCUCCAAGAGGAGAGUUCCCUGCUCGCACGCUACCUGCUGGCAAGGGGAAUUCAACGGGGCGACCGAGUGGCCAUUCUCGCGGGAAACAGAGCAGAGUAUGCGGCGGUGAUAUUCGCGUGUGCGCGGAUCGGGGCCGUGCUAGUGAUUCUGAACAACACGUGGACGUUGCAAGAAGUUGAGCAUGCCCUAUCCUUCACCGAGUGCAAGGUCCUGUUCGCGACGCCCUCGAUAGGACGAGUGGAUAAUACGGCCAUGAUUCGACGAUUAAGUGAAGAAGGAAACGAUCGAUUGCCCAGGCUCGAGCAGGUGCUUGUCUUAUCCGGUGAAAUGGAUGGCCUGGAGGAUUACCAGGGCGCCGUCCUGAUCGGUUCACGACUUCCAGCGGACGCUGUCCGAGAGACUCAGGCCAGUCUGUGUCCAUACGCCACCUGCCAGUUACAAUUCACCUCCGGGUCAACGGGACAUCCAAAGCCGGCCAUGCUCACGCACACUGGCCUGCUCAACGACGCCCGCUUCCUCGGCGACCGCAUGGCGUUCACCCCCGACGACGUCCUUUGCUGUCCUCCACCCCUCUUCCACGUCUUCGGCAUCGUCAAUGGUCUCCUCGCGGUCAUAUCUCACGGCGCAAAGGUCGUUUGGCCCUCAGACGUCUUCGACGGCCCUUCUGUCCUGCGCGCCAUCACCGACGAACGCUGCACCGCCAUUCACGGCGUGCCAACAAUGUUCGACACUCUCUUCCGCCUUCCACGCCCAGCCAACUUUGACUGCUCUCGCCUCCGAACAGGCAUCAUGGCCGGUGCGGCCGUCCCGCGACACCUCAUGGACCUCGUCGUCAAAGAUUUUGGUAUGACAGAAUGGACCAGCAGCUACGGGCUCACGGAAGCCUCGUCCGCCUGCUUCAACGCUUUCACCAACGACCCCAUGGAGCGGCGAUUAAACACCGUUGGGAGGAUAAUGCCACACGCACACGCCAAAAUCGUGGACUGCCAAGGCCGCAUUGUGCCCGUGGGGACUCGAGGCGAGCUGUGUAUAGCGGGUUAUCAGAUUCAGCAAGGAUACUGGCGGAACCCGACCGCGACGGCGGAAGCGAUGGUGAGGGAUCAAAAUGGAGUGACUUGGUUGCGCACGGGCGAUGAAGCGGUCUUUGAUGAACAAGGUUACUGUAGGAUCACGGGCCGAUUGAAAGAUAUCAUCAUUCGGGGUGGAGAAAACAUUUACCCACUUGAGAUUGAAGAGCGACUGGUCAAGCACCCGGCUGUCGAUCGCGCCGUGGUGGUCGGCGUGCCGCAUGCGAGGUUGGGAGAGGUUGUAGCGGCUUUUGUGGGAGCCGCAAAUUCAUCUUCCUCUCCCAGGCCAAGUGCAGAUGAGUUAAGGGAAUGGACGAGACAGACCCUUGGUCGGCAUAAGGCGCCCGUGUAUGUGUGGUGGCUUGGUCAGGAGGGAGUCCCGGCUGAAGUGCCCGUGACGGGAAGUGGGAAGGUGAAGAAGCAUGAGAUGCAGAAAAUUGGACAGAAGAUCCUUGCUGCAAAGGGCGCGACUCAGUUUGCGGCCAAACUCUGA